Clunio marinus is the source of this 2481-nucleotide messenger RNA. The record is from the annotation of a GenBank genome assembly. Lineage: Eukaryota; Metazoa; Arthropoda; Insecta; Diptera; Chironomidae.
AAUGAAUUCUAUGAACAAAAUUGCAUGAUGGAGUACAAAAGAAUUAAAGUGAUACAAAAGAAUCCAAAUCCUUUGUUUAAAGCAUGGCUUAAGGAGUGGAUUGAAGAUGCUGAGAAGAAGAAAAAACGGAUUAGCAAAACUUAUCAAAGAGCACUUGACUCAUUGAAUAAAUAUCCUCUGACGCUCUACAGUGGGUUUGAUUGCGCAGUGUUAGAAAAUUUUGGACCAAAAAUAUGUCAAAUGCUUGAUGAGAGACUUCAGAAACAUUUGAUUGAUGAACCUUCUUCAGAAUCAAAACAUUACAAAGAUAAAUUGAUCGAUCUCAAAAAAGCUGAAACGUUGAAAUUUUCUGAUUUGGUAAGAAGCAUUGAGGCGGCAUAUUUGAUAGAUAAUUCAAGCAUUUCAACUCAAUGUGAUGUUGUCAAUGAAGAAAAAGGGGAAGAAAGAGAAAUUUCAUUUCAAAUUGAUCUUACAACAAGUGAUCACGAAAAUGAACUUGAAAAUCUCUCAGCCAAUAAGGAUAUAGAAAUUGAUGAUAAUCUGUUAACGUCAUCAGAUUCAGAAGAUUCUUUUGAUCGAUUAGCUCGUAAAUAUGAUUUUGAAAGUGGAAUAAAAAGAAAGCAAAAAGUCAAACCAAAUAAUUUAUUGAAACGGCAGAAAAAGAAUAAUGAAAAUAAUGUUAUUGAUCUUUCUCAAUGUGAUGAUCUACUUUCAAUUAACGAAGCAGCAAUGAACUCUCCAAUAUCCUCGACCAGUAAAGGAGGAACACGUUUAAAGAAAUUUAAAACUUUUGACAACACUCGAAGUCAUUUAAUUGGACCUUCAUACACAAGUUCUCCGAUAUCCAAUUUCCUUAAUGUUGAAACUAAUAAUCAAUCUCCGAUAUUGCCAGCAUCUACACUACAAAUUAAUGAUAGCGAUGACGAAUUUGAUAAACUUGUAAAUAAAUAUAAUCCUGUUUCUCCAAUACCGGCAAAGAAGUCUAAAGUUCCACGAUCGAAGUUAACUGCAAUAAAUGAAGAAGUUAGAAUUGAACCGCCAGCAAGCAACAUUCUUCCAACGGAUCAGAACUUGGAAGACAAUCUUGAGGAUGAUUUCAAUUACAUCUCAGUUGAUGAUAUUAAUGUACUUGACUAUAACAUAAUUUUAUUAGUGGACAUUCAGGAAACAUCAGGGAAACAAAAACCAUCUGCACAAGAUAUGACGAGUAAACUUCGUGAAAGCAAUGUUUCCCAUCACGUAAGAAAAUUAAAUGUUGGCGAUUUUGUGUGGAUUGCGCAACAUAAAAAUGACAAAAGCAAAGAACUUGUUCUUCCCUAUAUUAUCGAAAGAAAGCGUUUAGAUGACCUCAGUAGUAGUAUUAAAGACGGUCGUUUUCAUGAACAAAAAUUUCGUCUAAAACAAUGUGGAAUUGAAAAUGUUAUUUAUCUGAUCGAGAAUCACAUUAAGAAUGGGAAAAUUCAAUGUGGACUUCCAUUUACAACUUUACUUCAAGCUGCUACAAAUACACAAAUCCAUAGCAAUUUUGAAGUUAAAUUCACAGAAAGUCAUCAACACACAAUUUUAUUUUUAACCGUCAUGACUUCGUUCAUCGAAAAUAUUUUCAAGAACAAAUCGCCAAUGAAAUUUAAAAUGCUGGAAUUUAAUGCUUUCAAUCAAUCAUCUGUAAAGCAACGAAAAUGUACAGUUCGGGAAACUUUCAUCAAGCAGCUUUUAGUUUUGAAGGGAUUAUCAGUUGAUAUCGCUUUGGAGAUCACAAAAUAUUAUCCAACUCCAAGCGAUCUCUACAAUAAAUAUUCCAGUUUACGUAAAGCUGAAGGCGAAGCUCUUCUUAGUAAAAUUACAAUAGGAGAAUUAAAGCGAAAAAUUCCAAUUACAAUCAGCAAGACCAUUUAUCAUUUUUACACUUGUGAUAAAGUUUAAAAUAUGAAAAAUGUUCAAAAGCUUUCUGAACAAGAACUUCGAAGUAGCAACAAAACUUCAUGGCACGAUCAGUAUCGUAAUAGCGCAUGGAUUUUCGUUGGUGGAUUACCAUACGAUCUUUCAGAAGGUGACAUUAUUUGUGUGUUUUCACAGUAUGGAGAAAUAGCAAACAUCAAUCUUAUAAGAGAUAAAAAAAGUGGAAAACAAAAAGGCUUCUGCUUUAUUUGUUACGAAGACCAACGUUCAACGAUCUUAGCUGUUGACAAUUUAAAUGGGAUAAAACUUUUAGGGAAAACUUUGAGAGUUGAUCAUGUGUCUGAUUACAAACCACCAAAAGAUCAUGAAGAUUAUGACGACAUCACAAGAAAUCUGCAUAAUCAAGGAUGUGCACCUGUCCCACAGAUCUCUGAAUCCAAAAUUAAAAAAGAGAAACAUAGAAAGUGAACAUUCACUUCAGUAUAAAAAAUUAUUAAAAUCAAUUUUAAGCAAACAAUGACGCAUUUUUGUUAUAUUUACUCAGAGAACGUAUUAAAAAUAAAAACAAAAUCUUAAAUUUAA